Molecule: messenger RNA, 899 nt
Organism: Arabidopsis arenosa
Lineage: Eukaryota; Viridiplantae; Streptophyta; Magnoliopsida; Brassicales; Brassicaceae
Source: the annotation of a GenBank genome assembly
UUCGAUAGGCGAGAGGUGGAAGCACCGCGAGGUGUGAAGCCAUCUCGUACUAAACGAAACGACUUUCACUUGCCAUAAACAAAAUGAAAGAAAGUCAACCUGCAAUUGCGGAGGCUCGUUGAGACCUCUUCUUUAAAAGAGCUAUCAGCAGAAACAAAAACCUCGGAGGAUGGGCCGACUAGGUCAGGUUGUUGAGGGAGGUGGCAAAAGCCUUCUAUUCGCCAUUGGGAACUACGUUAAUAUAGGGCAGCCAUUGGGAUAUCACGGUUCUUGGCCUACUUUCGCGCUAUCACACCAUAUAUUAGUGUGGUGUGUGGCGAAACAGGUGCACCCUGGUGUACGCUUUACAUCGUACGCGGUACUCGGUGAUGAUGUUGUCAUUGCCGAUCAGGAAGUCGCCAAAGUCUAUGAAUCUGCUUUGGGUGGAUUGGGGGGGUCACUCCUUUUCCCUUCUGUCUCAUCUACCUACUCCAUGAGAGAAGCUGGAAAGAGUGCUUUCCCCGAUUCGAUGGUUGAGCUCCGGAGAUCCUCUUUUCUCUGGUCUGGUUUCGGUGGUGGUCGGGUUCAGAAGGUGCGCGACCCAAUUCUCUCUCGAGCACUAGGUGUUACAUACUUGUCAGCUCUCGUCUCAGCUGCAGUUGUUCUCUGGCAGGGACUAGACCAUUUGGCUACCUACGCCUUUGCUUGCCUUUCUGCUGAUGCCUAUAGCUUUCCCCAUGCCUUUGCAGGGUGGUUAUCCUAAGACAAAGCAGCAAUAAGACAAGUUUCAGACAAUCUAGUAAAGGGCAAGUAAUGGUUGAGAGUAUACCCUAUGGGCUAAUAGAGAUUUCACUGGCUUGUUAGUGAGAGCUAGCUUUAAGGCUUUAUAGCGAGUAGUUGCAUAAAGUAGUCAGUCAAUA